AUGGAAAACACAGCUGUCAAUGCCGUUGAAGAUCACACACCUGGAAGGCUAGGAACAUAUGCAUUAAAGUUCAUGUCCGAGAAUUCCUUUGGAUACAAGCUCUUCUUUGGUCCUGAUCCACACAAGGUACGCCCCAAGGUUCUUUUGCUCCUGGCAGGUCUAUUGCUUUUGCAGGUAGCCAUCUGGGUAAUUGCUGUGUGCGUCUUUAAACCCUAUCCUUCCAUGGUCGGUACUGGUGCUCUUGCGUAUACUCUAGGUCUGCGUCAUGCUGUGGAUGCGGACCACAUCUCUGCCAUUGAUAAUGUCACUCGCAAAUUACUCAACAACAACCAACAUCCGGUCUGCGUGGGAUUAUUUUUUUCUCUCGGCCACUCCACUGUUGUAUUCAUCACAUCUAUCAUCGUUGCUGCAACUGCCAAUGCCGUAGCCAAUAAUAUCGAAGACUUUUCUGAGAUUGGAGGAUUGAUUGGUACAUCUGUGUCCAUUACAUUUUUAGUGUUGAUUGCCAUCCUUAAUCUGGUAUGUAUGAUCGGUGUCAUCAAGACAAUGAAGCGAGUCAAGAAAGAAGGCGUCUACACGGAAGUUGACAUUGAGGAAUAUCUGGCCAAUAGAGGUAUUCUUGGGCGGUUCUUUCGUCCUGUCUUUAGAUUUGUCAAUGCUUCUUGGAAGAUGUACCCUCUUGGUUUCCUGUUUGGAUUAGGCUUUGAUACAGCUUCCGAAGUGACAUUAUUGGGCAUCACUGCAGUUCAGGGUGCACAGGGCAUGUCCAUGUGGCUCAUUAUUCUGCUUCCGAUCCUUUUCGCAUCAGGCAUGGCAUUGAUUGAUUCGCUCGACAGCAUGUUGAUGCUCUUUACCUAUACCUGGGCUUACAUCAACCCUGUACGAAAGCUAUUCUAUAAUUUGACCAUCACGACAAUCAGUGUGGUCGUCGCUGUUGUUGUAGCUUUGAUUGAGCUAUUCUCAUUGAUUGGAGAACAACUCGAGUUGGACAACGGAUGGUGGAGAUUCUGGUAUUUCUUGGCUGAUAGUUUUGAAUGGAUUGGUAUUAUUAUUGUGGGAGCUUUUAUUGUUACUUGGGCAGUGAGUGCUGUAGUUUAUCGCCUCGCUGGUUAUAGAGAUUUGGAAAAGGAGUUCGACGACUUCAAGCCUGAAAAUAUCAAAGUAGAAACUAUUACGGAAGACCUACCUAAAGAUAUUGAGGAAGGCAUCAAGACCGAGAUUGAAAUAAAUCAGGACGAGAAGCCUUCUGGGAAGACCCAACUCUGA
Mucor velutinosus is the source of this 1266-nucleotide messenger RNA. RefSeq lists its product as uncharacterized. Gene Ontology annotation, biological process: nickel cation transmembrane transport. The transcript is spliced from 3 exons. The record is from RefSeq and is a predicted model, not a curated record. Gene Ontology annotation, cellular component: plasma membrane. The coding region runs from base 1 to 1266 and encodes 421 amino acids. Gene Ontology annotation, molecular function: nickel cation transmembrane transporter activity. Lineage: Eukaryota; Fungi; Mucoromycota; Mucoromycetes; Mucorales; Mucoraceae.